AUGAAGGAUGAUGAAACCUUGUCUGUGUAUCUCACUCGUUUGCUUGAGUUGGUGAAUCAAAUGAAGGGGUAUGGAGAAGAUUUAUCAAGAGGAAGAUUGGUUCAGAAAUUGCUUAUAAGUCUGACCAAAGAGUUUGAUCCAGUGUGUUAUGUAAUUGAGCAAACUAAAGACAUUGAAACUAUUGAGGUGCAAGAAGUCAUUGCUGCACUAAGAGGUUUUGCUCAAAGGCUUGAUAGGCAUGCUGAGAGUACCACUGAAAAAGCUUUCAGUAGUAUGAGUAUGAAUCAGAAGGGAAACAAGUCAAGUUCUUCUUCUGGUGAUGCUAAGCCAAAGAAGAACUGGAAAUCGAAGGGGAAGCCAAAAUGCUAUGGUUGCAAUCGAUUUGGUCACUACAUUAAGGAAUGUGAUCAAGCAAACAAGGCUGGAAAAGUAGCAAAUCUUGCUAAUCAGAAUGUGAAAUGUAGAGUCAAAAUGGGUACUGGUGAUUUGGUACAGUCAACUGGCAAAGGCACUUUGGUCAUAGGAAUGCAGGGUGUAACCAUAUACAUUAAGGAAGUUAUGAUUGUCCCUGGCUUGGAUGAGAACCUGCAGAUGCAGGAUUUGAUUGCAAGUGUACCAAUGAAGGGAAAUAGAUGUUUUCCUUUAAGCCUAGAAUAUGUCAAACCUUCUAUGGCUAAUAAAGUAACAGUUGAGGAGUCAUCUUGGCUGUGGCAUAAAAGGUAUGGACAUCUAUACUAUACUAGUUUGAUGCUCUGCAAGACAAAGAAAUGGUGCAAGGUUUGCCUAGAUUACAAGUCACAAAGCAUGUGUGCUCUGGUUGUGCUACAGGAAAAGAUUACUACUCCUGCAGGCAACAGAUUCUUUCUCACCUUUAUAGAUUAUCACACUAGAAUGUGUUGGGUAUUCUUCUUGCAGCACAAGUCACACGUCUUCAAUAUUUUUAAAAGAUUCAAGUCCAUGGUUGAACUUCAAAAUGGCUACCAAAUCAAGGAACCCAGAAGUGACAGAGAGAGAAAGAAUCGUACAGUGGUAGAAAUGGCAAGAACAAUGAUGCAUGAGAAGAAGAUUCCAUUGAAGUUUUGGGCAGAAGCUGUGAAUACCGCAGUUUAUUUGCAUAAUCGAAGUCCAACAAGUGCUUUGGACAACACAACACCAUUUGAGAAGUUUAGUGGAAGGAAACCAGGUGUCAAACACUUGAGAAUCUUUGGCUCUCUAUGCUACACUCACAUCCCUUCACAGAAAAGGCACAAACUAGAGGAAAUUGGUGAGAAGGGAGUAUUUGCAGGUUAUGGAAUUUGUGAAAAAGGAUAUAGAUACAAGUGGAGGUUACAAUUCCUUGGAAUGAUGAAAAAAAACUCAAUGACAUCUGAGUUUGAUUCAGAAGCAAGUGACUCACCUCAGUCUGUGCAAUCUCCUCUGAGAACACGAGCUGUCAGUGACCUGCAAGUAACUAUGGAUUUAGUUCCACCUGAUUCAUCAGUUUCAACCUCUGAAACUUAUGACCAUACUCCAAGGAAAUGGAAAAGUUUGGAUGAUGUGUAUGCUCAAUGCAAGAUGAGCAUCAUUGAACCUGAAAAUUUUACUGAAGCAGUUAAGGAUGAAGCCUGGAAAAAGGCUAUGACAGAAGAAAUGGUGAUGAUAGAAAAGAAUUCCACUUGGGAAUUGGUUGAUAGACCAAGCAACAAACCAAUUGUGGGAGUGAAGUGGGUCUACAAAACCAAGCUAAACCUUGAUGGCUCCAUUCAAAAGCACAAAGCAAGGCUUGUAGCCAAAGGUUACACACAGAAACCAGGGGUUGAUUUCAAUGAAACCUUUGCACCCGUAGCAAGGUUAGACACCAUUAGAACACUCAUUGCACUAGCUGCACAGAAAGGUUGGAAGUUGUGGCAAUUGGAUGUUAAAUCAGCAUUUUUGAACGGUGUGCUUGAAGAGGAAGUAUAUGUGGAUCAACCGGAUGGUUUUGUGGUUGAAGAGGCUGAAGAUAAAGUGUAUAGAUUAAGAAAGGCUCUUUAUGGUCUAAAACAAGCACCAAGGGCCUGGUAUAGUGAGAUUGAUACAUAUCUCAUUCACUGUGGUUUUCAUAGAAGCUCAAGUGAAGCAACUCUAUAUGUGAGAAACAAAGAAGGAAUUGGUGUCUUGAUAGUAUCAAUCUAUGUAGAUGAUAUAGUCUACACAGGGAGUAGAACAAGAAUGAUGGAAGAGUUUAAAACAGAGAUGAUGUGCAAAUAUGAAAUGUCAAACUUGGGUUUACUUCACCACUGUCUUGGAAUGGGGAAAAAGUAUGCCCUUACUCUCUUGGAUAAAUUUGGGCUCAAGGAUUGCAAAUCAGUGAGCACUCCAUUGGUUGCCACUAAUAAAUUGCAAAGAGAGGAUGGAAGUGAAGCUGUAGAUGAAAGCUUGUAUAGGAAAAUUGUUGGAAGCCUGCUAUAUCUAACGGCAACCAGACCAGAUAUUAUGUUCUCAGCUAGUCUGCUUGCAAGGUUCAUGCAUAACCCUUCUAAGAAGCACUAUGGAGCAGCCAAAAGAGUUUUAAGGUACAUACAAGGAACAAUUGACUAUGGAAUUGAGUAUGUGGCUGGAAAAUCUGUACUAUUGAUUGGCUAUUGUGACAGUGACUGGAGUGGAUCUGAGGAGGAUAGAAAAAGCACCUUAGGGUAUGCCUUUUCAUUUGGAAGUGGUGCUUUCUCAUGGGCUUCGGUCAAACAACAAAGUGUAGCAUUGUCAACUGCAGAAGCAGAGUAUAUGAGUGCAGCUGAAGCAACCUCACAGGCUAUUUGGCUUAGAUUUGUGCUUGAAGACUUUGGAGAGGAACAAACCACUGCAACUACAUUGUUCUGUGACAGUACCUCAGCUAUAGCAAUGGUUAAAAAUCCGGUAUUUCAUCAAAAGAGCAAGCAUAUAGACAGGAAGUUUCAUUUCAUUAGAGAUGCAAUUCAAAAGGGUGUGAUUGAUUUGAUCUAUUGCAAAGGAGAAGAGCAAAUUGCCGACAUAUUCACCAAGGCUCUACACAGAGACAGAUUCUGCUACUUAAGAAGUCUACUUGGUGUGAAAUCAGCUAGCACUUUAGAAGGGAGUGUUGAAAUGUAA
This is a messenger RNA of Prunus armeniaca (apricot), 3087 nucleotides long. The record is from the annotation of a GenBank genome assembly. Lineage: Eukaryota; Viridiplantae; Streptophyta; Magnoliopsida; Rosales; Rosaceae.